UCCAGGGCAAAAAGUGCAUAGCCCCCCUUUCCUCUGUUCUCUGCCUGUUCGUGUUCUUCGCCAAUGGGAGAGGAGACAGGCGGCGCUGCUGGCGCGGCGAGCUGGUCGGCGGCAAGUCAGUCAUCGGCGACGACAGUGGAUCCAGCGAUGGAGUUGCCACUCCUGAGGACCGAAGCGCAUGGGAGGCCGAUAUACGGUUAUGAAUCAGUGAAAUUCAGUGUGGAGGUGCAUCAUGGUGGGUUUUUUUGUGGGGAAGGGAGUGAAUCUGACAUAUUUGGAUGAGAAGAUAUGUUGGUUUGACAAUUUGGACAGAAGAACGUUUUGCGGUGACUGCAUCUACUACAUGCUAGCACAAUUGAAUGAUCCUGAUCAUGAGAAAAUUAUGUAUUGGUGCCCACCUGGAAAAACACUUGCAGAUAUGGUGGAAAUCAUCCUGGAAGUUCACUGUCAGAAGAUGGCCAAAGCCUCUGUUCACUCAAAGGUACUGGUUUUGUUUGUCAGGCAUAUCAGAAAACCUGAGAUGCAGGAGGAAGAUGACAUUGUGUUCAAAGGUUGCCCUGUUCUACCCAAAGUUAUAUUUAGUCCACUUAGAAAGGACAAGAAGAUGAAAACAGAGAAACUGUCAGAGGAGGCAGAAAAUUCAGAGCAACAAGAAGAUGCAGAUAUAUCAAAAAAUUCAGAAGUUUCAGAAGAAGAGUAUGAAUGUGAUUUAGACAUAGAUCCUACUUGGUAUGACAGUGAUUAUGGAAUGGAGGAGGAUGAUGAGGAGUAUGACAAGAAUGUAGAUGUUGUUGUGCACGAUGCUUUGAUUGAGAAAGGCAAAAGUAUUGGUGCUGAGUACAGGCAUGUUUCUGGGACAGAUGAUGUGUAUGAAGAUGAUUUGCAGCUGCCAGAAGAGGAUGACUGGGAUAGAAAACAUAAAAGUGACUCUGAUGAUGAGGAGUAUAAGAAGAAAAAAAAGAAGGAGAAACCCAUUUAUAGGUUUAAACCAUUUAACCCAGAUGUUGACAUGGAAAACCCUCAAUUCAAGCUGGGCAUGGUUUUUGAUUCUGUGGAGCUCCUUAGGAAAGUAGUAGCACAGUAUGCAGUGAAGAACAGGGUGCAAAUUAGGAAGAAAAGAAAUAAUAAACAAAGAUUUGAGGCAGUGUGUGAAGAGGGUUGCCCUUGGAAACUAGUGGCUGUCAAUGACAAUAGGACACAAUCUUUUCUUGUGAAGACUUUAAUUGCAGAGCACACUUGUGAGAAGGUCUGGGAUGUCAAAGAACUAACAGCCCACUUUCUUGCUAGCAAAUAUGUGGAGAAGUUCAGAGAUAAUGAGAAGAUUUCUCUAGCUACAUUUUCAAGGAAAGUUAGGAAGAAAUUUAACAUGGAAGUUAGCAGACACAAGCUAGGUAGAGCUAGGAAAGCAGCAUUGGAAGUGGUGCAUGGGGAUGAGGUGAAGCAGUACUCACUGCUUUGGAGAUAUGCAGAGGAAGUGAGACAUAGCAAUCCAGGUUCAUCUUUCUAUCUAAACCUGGAGAAUGGGUUGUUUAGUACUUGUUAUUUCAGUUUGGCAGCUUGCAAAGUAGGGUGGCGGAAGGGAUGUAGGCCAAUCAUAUGUAUUGAUGGCACAUUCAUAAAGACAAAGUAUGGUGGCCAAUUACUUACAGCAGUAGGUAUAGAUGGAAAUGAUUCAAUAUAUCCAAUUGCAAUGGCAGUGGUGGAGACAGAAUGCUAUGGAUCUUGGGCAUGGUUCCUUGCUACACUGAAGCAGGAUCUUAACAUAAUGAACACUAGCACAUUCAGUAUUAUGAGUGAUAAACAGAAGGGGCUCAUAAAAGCUGUGAAUGAACAGUUCCCUGACUCAGAGCAUAGGUUUUGUGUGAGACACUUGUACCAAAACUUGCACUCAGCACACAAAGGUGAGACAAUCAGACAACAACUAUGGACUUGUGCCAAAUCAACCACUCCAACCUUGUUUGAAAUUAAUAUGGAGAAGAUGAGGGAAGAUAAUCCAGAAGCUUAUGCUUGGUUGGAAGAUAAGCCUCCAAAUCAAUGGUCAAGGGCCUUUUUUGAUGUUUUUCCCAAGUGUGACAUUUUGUUGAAUAACACCUGUGAAGUUUUCAACAGGUACAUUUUAGAAGCUAGAGAGCUACCUGUGUUGACCAUGCUUGAGAGGAUUAAAUCACAGAUAAUGCAUAGGCAUAUGUCAAAGAAAAAGGAGGCCACUGAGAAGUGGACAGGCAACAUAACUCCAAAAAUUAGAGACAAAUUAAGAAAAAAUGUAGUUGUCAGCCAAUUGUCACCCUGAAGCGUCAGGGAUGGGUGUCUUUGGUGUCUUAUCAAAUGGCAAGACAUACAUAGUGGAGUUGAAUAUGUAUGCAUGCACCUGCAGAAGGUGGCAACUCACUGGAAUUCCUUGCAGCCAUGCUUGUGCCUAUUGUAGACAUGAAAGGAUUAAACCUGAAACCAUGUUGUCUUCUUGCUACUCUGUGCAAACAUACUUGUCAGCUUAUGGAGUUCAAGUAUAUCCUACAAGGGACAAAGAUGAGUGGCCACAUGUAGAUGCACUACCUAUAUUGCCACCACUAUAUGAGAAAAGAGCUGGAAGGAGAAGAAAGAACAGAAGGCAGCAACCAGAGGAGACAGAAGAUGGCACUAAACUCAGUAGACAUGGGGCUAUUAUGCACUGUGGCUAUUCCAAAGGAGCUGGUCAUAACAGAAGUGGUUGCUCAAAGUUGAAAGCUGCUGUACUAAGAGAA
Molecule: messenger RNA, 2741 nt
Organism: Triticum urartu
Lineage: Eukaryota; Viridiplantae; Streptophyta; Magnoliopsida; Poales; Poaceae
Molecular function (GO): zinc ion binding
Source: RefSeq, a predicted model, not a curated record